AUGCCUUCCGCCCAUCCCCUCUACACCCCGUACCGCGCUCUUGGGUUGGUUUGUGACGGCUCUGUCGCCCGCUGUUCUCCAGUACUACAUCGACAAGGCACGGCAACAUUCCUUACCACUCCCGUCUGUGCCGGUCGCGCUCUCCACCUUUAUGACGUUUCUCUCCAACUCAAGCUCGUUUCCAAGCCCUUUCCUUCUGCAUGGCCUGAAAGCCCUAUCUCUUGUCUUGCAGCCGCUCACGACCUCACCUUUGUUGCGCUGGGCUCUGAUAUUGCCGUGCUCAAACGUCUGGCCCCGGUCACCAUCUGGCAUGGUCACGACGCCCCAGUGAGACAUCUUUUCAUAGCUGGCGACGUCCUCGUGUCUUCCUGUGAAGAUAAUCGUCUUAUCGUCUGGAGCAUCCCGUCCUCUACGAAGCGCACAUUGCCAAUUGAGGGGGCCAUCCUCGCUGACAUCACCUUGCCCCCAAAAUUUGAACUUACUGCCAUUGCUCACCCACCCACAUAUCUCAACAAAGUUCUUCUUGGUGCCAGUGAUGGCCGCUGUAUUCUGCUUAAUCUCCGAACAAAGAAGAUCAUUCACGAGUUCGACUCAUUUCCUGCCGCUGUCACGAUACUCGAACCCUCCCCAGUGCUCGACGUAGUCGCCGUUGGGCUUGCUGACGGGCGGGUUUUGCUUCACAACUUUCGCGCGAAUGAGACUGUUGCAGGAGGGUUGCCGCCACACGCUGUCGCAGCGGUCUCUUUUCGCUCCGACGGCACCGAAAGCCUUGUCUCUACUGAUUUUAGUGGUAAUUUGUUUACGUGGGAUCUGAAUGAGCGACGCUUGAGUUCUGAGCUUCGAGGCGUACAUGCAGGCGGUGCGUCUCUGUGUCAGUUUUUACUGGCAGAGCCAGUUUUGUUCACCUCAGGUUUGCAGGAUAACUCGGUUAAGGUGCACGUAUAUGAUGGUUUGAGGAGAGAGCCUCGAGUUCUCCGGUCACGCGAGGGGCAUAGGCUACCGCCGACUUUGGUGCGGUUCUGUGGCUAUGAUGGUAGCAUGAUGGUAUCAGCUGGCCUGGAUAGAGAACUCAGAAUGGUUUCAAUAGUGAGGGAAGCCCGAAAUAAGUCCCUUGCACAGAAGGGCGUGGAACCUCGCGGACGAAAGGCGAAAAAGAGGAGAAGAGCAGACGCGGGAAUUGAGAGGGGUGAUCAGAGGCUCGACCUUGCGAAGAAAUUGCCGCCGAUUACAUCUAUUGCUUCUAACAAUUUACGUCAAAGAGAUGAAGACUUUGCAAAUAUCGCAACCGUACAUUCGGAGUUGAGGGAAGUGUACACCUGGAGGAUGCAGGAUGGUGCCACUCAUAGCCAUGUGCUUUUGCCUCCGGAUCGGCCAGAGAAGUACCAACUCGCCUUUCGGCGAGGCGCCAAGCACUUGGAUUCGAAGAAUAUGAAAAAGAGGCAAGACGGUCGGAUACAUUCGUACAACCUCCAGAGCGGAAAACAUCAAGGAACAUGUCUUGUUUGGGAGAAAGCGCACUCAAGCCCGGUCGCUGGGCUUGCUGUUGACGGGUGUGGAGAUGUUAUGGUAUCCGCCGGCUAUGACGAUUGCCUGAUCAAGUUUUGGGAUAUUCACGGCCGUCUCCGUCGGGAAGGAUCUAUACAAACGCCAACCCAAAUCACGAAACUGAUUUGGUGCACAGCCUCGGACCUUUUGGCUGUGACGUGUGAUGACUUUUGCAUAUACGUUUACGACGCAUCAACAAAAAAGUUGGCACGCAAGUUUUCUGGUCACGCUGGAUCUAUUGUAGAUAUGAACUUCGAUCCCCUUGGUCGCCGUAUUAUUUCGGCAAGUAUGGACAGCACAAUCAAGACAUGGGACUUACCGUCUGGGCGGAUCAUUGACACAUUGCUGUGUGUGAACGCCCCGACAAGCGUGGCCGUCGCUCCCAGCGGGGAAUAUCUGGCUUCUACACACGUCAAUGACCUUGGUCUGUCGCUUUGGGUGGACACGUCAAAGUUUGCAAGUCUUUCUAUUCCUGGACAAGGUGAUGAGGAUGAUGAUGUGACGAUGCUUGGCUCUGCUGAUGGCGGGGAUGAGAACAGUGAUUCAGAGCAGGCCAACAAACCCACGCACGAUAAAGCGCGAGAGAGGGGACAGGCACCCACAAUUGAACCGCUCUCUAGCAACAUUGCAACUUUGAGCGCAAAGCCGUUAACGCACUGGACAACCCUUAGCAACCUUCAGGCGAUAAAGGAAAGGAACAAACCAGUGGAGCCGGCAAAGAAGCCAGAAGCGGCACCCUUCUUUCUCCCAACUGUCAAGGGUAUCAAGAUGGAGUUUAACGUUGGCGAUUCCGACGAGGUCAGGUCAAAGAUUGCGAAGAAGGCCAAGGACAGAAAAGGAGGGUUUGGCGAUGCGGAAGAUGACGAUUGGGCCAACAGCGAAUUCGGUCGCCUUGUCGCGCGAGAACAGUACGGAUCUGCUGCCAAACUGCUGCAUAGACUUGAUGCGUCUGGUGUUGACCUAGAAAUUCAGACAUUGGAUGGGCCCAACUCAAGGAUCAACGCUGCGCGAUUCUUCCAAGAGAGGUUGGGUUCGCCUGAAGAGUACGAACUCACUCAGGCACAUCUGAAUCUGUUUUUGACCACGCACGGCACAUGGCUUGCCAAGGAUGAAGGAGGACCGGCACUAUUAGAAAGUUUGUGUUUGGCUCAGGAAGGAGCAUGGCAGAAGUUACGCACUGUCUUUGACACAGUAAUGUCUCUCUCGGCCACUUUUUCAGGACAAGUCAGUCCUCAAAACUCGUGGAAUUUUUCAACCUCGGGUUUAUACUUUACGUCCUGCGAUUUUGUGGGCAAAUGA
This is a messenger RNA of Chondrus crispus (carragheen), 2844 nucleotides long. Its product is annotated as WD40-repeat containing protein. NCBI's taxonomy places the organism in Eukaryota, Rhodophyta, Florideophyceae, Gigartinales, Gigartinaceae. The transcript has 5 exons. Gene Ontology annotation, biological process: rRNA processing. Gene Ontology annotation, molecular function: protein binding. The record is from RefSeq and is a predicted model, not a curated record. Gene Ontology annotation, cellular component: small-subunit processome; Pwp2p-containing subcomplex of 90S preribosome. The coding region runs from base 1 to 2844 and encodes 947 amino acids.